Pezoporus occidentalis (night parrot) is the source of this 566-nucleotide messenger RNA. It is a transcript of the gene CLK1, whose product is annotated as CDC like kinase 1. Lineage: Eukaryota; Metazoa; Chordata; Aves; Psittaciformes; Psittacidae. Gene Ontology annotation, biological process: peptidyl-tyrosine phosphorylation; regulation of RNA splicing. The record is from RefSeq and is a predicted model, not a curated record. Gene Ontology annotation, cellular component: nucleus. Gene Ontology annotation, molecular function: protein tyrosine kinase activity; protein serine/threonine kinase activity.
AUGAAUGGCGGGGUUAGUCCUUUGCACUUGUUGAAGAGCAAGCAAGAUGGAGAGCAGGCAGUAGCCCAGCUGUGCAAAUGUGUGGCUCUGGCAGUUGCUGGGACAACCAGGAGUGCAGAGGAUGAUGUGAAUGGCCCUAUCUGUCAGAGAGGAGAUGCAGUGAGUGCAAGAGAUGAGGUUGUUGCUAUUUUGGGCAAUGGUGCUUAUGAAAGAGUCGUGGAAUGCAUUAUUAAUCAUGAAGAGAGAAGCAGACAUGUUGCUGUGAAAACAGUCAGAAACGUUGACGGGUUCUCUGAAGCGGCUCGUGCAGAAAUAAGAGUACUGGAACAUUUAAAUGCAUCAGAUCCCAGCAAUACACAGUACACAAAGCCACCUGCACUUUGUUCUGCUUUGAGAUUCCUGUGCCGUCACCUUCUGUAAUAUGCAGCGUCUGUACCUCCUUGUUACGCACCCUCCUGCCGCAACACACGCGUUUUCCUGCUUUUGUACUCAGUGUGCCCAGAUGCUGGAGUGGCUUGAGUACACGGACAUGUCUGCAUUGUUUGAGCUACUGGGGCUCAGCACCU